Messenger RNA from Equus quagga, 1718 nucleotides. RefSeq lists its product as uncharacterized. Bases 1 to 786 code for a protein of 261 amino acids. The transcript has 7 exons. The record is from RefSeq and is a predicted model, not a curated record. NCBI's taxonomy places the organism in Eukaryota, Metazoa, Chordata, Mammalia, Perissodactyla, Equidae.
AUGGUAGAAGAGGGGAGGGGGAAAGUCCCGGGCGCCCCUCUCGGCCGCGCCGCGCUCUACGCCGCCGCCGGUAUCACUCCGCCCCGCAGGGAGGGGGCGCUCUGGAACGCGAACGGAGGCGCUGGCGAGGGCGCGGGACUCUUUGCCCUCUCAGGGCGGAAGGAACGCAGCCAGCCUGAAAAAGGGCCGGCGCGACCCGAGCUCCCGAGUCCGCGGAGCGGCCCCCCUCUCUCCGAGGGGGUUGUGGGGCCGGGCGGUCCGGCCAGCUUCGGUCGGAGCGUGGCCGUGUCCGGACGCUGCAGCAGGCCGGCUGCUGGGCUUCAGGGCGCCUCCGCGGAGGCGGGCGGGGUAGCAGGGCGGCUUUCGGGUGUCGAGGCCCAGCCGGCCGGAGAAGAGACUCGAGCAUCAGUAUCCGGACGCUGCACUGUCUGUUUCGGAAUCUGUGAACCGGGGCUUGAUGCCCUAGGGAGACAGGGUGCCGAGACGAGUUUCCGGUGCUGGGCAAUGCAGCUGAAAGUUCUGGAGACCGGAAGUCCAAAAUCAAGAUGUCAGCAGGGCUGUACUCCUUCCAGAGGCUCCACAGGAGAGUCUGCUCCUUGCUUUUUCCGGUUCCUGGUGUCUGCUGGCAUUCCUCGCAUUCCUUGGCUUGAAGCCACGUCACUCCAGUAUCUGCCUCCAUCUUCACAGUGCCCUCUCUUCUCCAGCUGUCAUCUUGUGAGAUACCCUCUGGAGAAGCCCACACAGCAAGGAACUGAGCGAGGCCUCUGGCCAACUGCAAAGAACUGAGACCUUCAGUCCAAUGUCCCAUGAGAAACUAAAUCCUGCCAGUAGCCUGGUGAGUGAGCUCACGAAGCACAUUCUCCCCAGCUGAUCUUUGAGAUGACUACAGCCCCAGCCAACACCGUGACUGCAGCCUUGUGAGAGACUCUGACCCAGAAGACCCAGCUAAGCUAUGCUCUGAUUCCUGACCCACAUGAACUAUAAAAUUCUUCUAUGUCUCCAUAAUUCUUAAAAGGAAGUAUAAAUGGCAAUAGAAAAGAAGAGCUCCUAUUGGUAGAAUAAUACUUAUUUGAGUUCCAGGAACUUCUGAGCAAGUAGAAUAUGAAAAUGGGUACUGAAAGGAAUCCAAGAAACUCUCUGCCUUGGGAUCCCAUCAUGAAACUAAAGAAGCCAGAGGAGAACUGGAAAUAUUUUCUUUUGAAGGAAUAAGAACAACAGUUUGCUAUCAAUGAAAAGAUUGCAACCCAUGGAAAAAAAUAGUAAUUAAAAGUAUGGUCUCAAAGGUAGUGAGAAGAGAUGGGGUAAGAGAAUUGAAGAUGGAUGAAGAGAUUUGAAGAUGGAGUAAAAAGAAAACAUCUGAAGUUAGCUAAUGACCCAUGAGGUCUUCUUCCAGCUGUUGUAGAAUUAGAGCUUUUUCAGCAGCUGGAAAAAUGCGCACAAAGAUUAAAUCACUAUCUAAUAAUGAUCAAUUGACACACUUCGGAAACGUCUUUUUUUAAAAAAGAUCAUCUAUUUCAUUUUCUAUUUUUCAUGAUUAGUUACUGUUUCUUUAUUUCAUGUAGUAUUUAGCUUAGUCUGUUUGUAAUACUUUAUUCAUUUUAUCUGCCGGCAACUGAUAUUACACUGAUGAUUUAUAUUUAAUGUUUAAAUUUUUAUAAUUUUCCAUUUUACUUAAUGUAUAAUUUUUUAUUUAAAAUGUAUUAAAUAAGCUGACAUUU